Messenger RNA from Ochotona curzoniae (black-lipped pika), 5426 nucleotides. RefSeq names its product phosphodiesterase 4B (gene PDE4B). Gene Ontology annotation, biological process: signal transduction. The record is from RefSeq and is a predicted model, not a curated record. Bases 1843 to 3507 code for a protein of 554 amino acids. The transcript is spliced from 10 exons. NCBI's taxonomy places the organism in Eukaryota, Metazoa, Chordata, Mammalia, Lagomorpha, Ochotonidae. Gene Ontology annotation, molecular function: transmembrane transporter binding; 3',5'-cyclic-AMP phosphodiesterase activity. Gene Ontology annotation, cellular component: perinuclear region of cytoplasm; nucleus; cytosol.
CAGGACUUGAACCAGUGCCCAUACAUCCAGUGCCAGCAUCAUAGGUGACAGUUUUACCUGCUAUGCCACAAUGGUGACUCUGGCUUGUCUUCACAGAGAGCAUUGUGAAAAAGAUCAUCCAUCUCCAGGCUUUUUACAUGAUACUUUCACUACAGUCCAAGAGAAGUUGCUUUUUUGCCAAUGUUAGAUAGAAUAAUUGGAGCAUUUAACAUUGCCUUUCUCAGUUUCUGAUUCUUUUUUAUAUUUUCUGUCGUCUGAGGACUAAUGAGUGGGGACCAUUGUGACUCAGCAGUUAUAUCUUAAAACAUAAGUAACUGGGAAUUUAUGUGAUUCACCUGAGUUCAAAUUGCAAAGAGAUUCAAUAAACAAAAUGCACUAACUGAGAUAAUUGAUUCAGAGAUGUUUGGUUACAGCUACUAACACAUUGUCUCCUGGGAAAAUACACACAGAAACCAGCAGAGUUACCCAGAGAAAAAGAUGGCUGUGCCUCUCUGAGGACAAUGCAUAGUGCAGUAGCCUAGCAGGCAGGAAUUCUGACUUGCAUUAGCUUCACCCUGACAGGCUAGGUCUCCUUGGCAUGGGCAGUGGUGUGCCCAGGGGCUUGGAUGCUUGAAGUGAAGCUAUUGUUGAGUGCAGAAUGCUCAUUUGAAAGGGAAUGCCUCACAGGAAAGAAAGCCAGUUGCAAGUUGGGGCUGUUGCUAUGGCGCUUUGCUAUUCCUUCAAUAUGCUGUACAUGAACUCCUGCAAUUGCAAGGGUAGGAUAAUAGAGGGGAGGGAGGAGAGGAAUUGAAUUGGCUUGGUUUGGGAAUCCCACUGCAGUAGGGUUCUAUUCUUAGAUCUUCUUGCUUAUUCGCUAAAGCUGACAAGGACAGGUAAGGGGAGAGGAUGAGGGAGGGAGCGAGAGGGAGACAAACCUCUAUAGGAAAGGCAUGCCUUUUCAACAUGCCCUAGGAGGCUAAAAUAAAAUAAAAUUAAUGUAGCUUAGUAAACAGUCCCUCAUAUCCCCAAAUAAUUUGCUGUUCAGCUAGCAAAAAUUUUUUCCAACACUUUCUAGAUCCUAGAUGGAAAGAUUAAAGAAGUUUAAUCUAAUUGUCAAAUGCAUCUAAUAUGCAUAUUACUGAGCUGAAGGAGUGCAGAAAAAAAUCACAUGUUGCAUAUAAGCUACUUUUCAAGCAAAAUAAAUUAAAUCCAUUCUCAUUCAUUUUGUUGUGAAAGCAGGGUAAAUGCAUCAGCCUACCAUCUGUGGGCAAAUAAUCCUCAGAAAAUCCUGUUAGAAACAAAAAACAUCGUGUAUACUGGGAACCUAGUCUGCAGACAGCCACAAUGCUAACCUUUUUCCAUGCAAGAAAAAUGUUCAGAAAGUAAAUCAAUCAACUGCGCCAUCUCUGAAAGGAUUGGAGGGGCUGAGCUUUGUGCGUAGCUGCAUCAGCGGACAGCAGGGCUGCAGCGGAGAGAGAGGGUUAAGGAACACCUAGUCGAAAUGGGGGAGGGUAGAGACUUGAGAUUUGCUUAAGUAUUCAUGGGGCUUCCUCCAUUUUCAUCUUCUGCUUUUCAAAAGAUGGCUGUGUUUCCCUGUCUGGCAAGUCCUCAGGAAAGAAGAAUUGCUGCUUCGUUGCAGAGUUCAGCUGAGUAGGACUAAUCUAGAGUGGAAACCCCUUCGGCCUCCAGGGCUAUUCAUAAUUCAUAAGUGCUGCAAAGCAGCCAGCUGAAUACAUUUGGACAGGCUCUUGCUCCUUCGUGCAAUGCCUGAUUUCAUUACUCUCUCCUGCCAGGAAAUAAGCAGGGAGCACGGGGCUUUUUGUAAGAGUGGAGUGCGAAGAUGGGUUUUGCCUGGAUUAGGAAAUGCCAUCAAUUUUGGAAGCUUUGUCUUUCCUAAGUUGUGAUUAUUUUACCACUGGAUCUGCAGGGCUUUCCUGCUCCUUUUGGGACUGCUCUUUCAGAACUCUGAAUUCUUUUCCAAGGGAUUUGUGGAUUGUGGCAAGGAGAACAUCCAAAAUGCCUGAGGCUAACUAUUUGUUAUCUGUAUCUUGGGGUUACAUCAAGUUCAAAAGAAUGCUGAACCGGGAGCUGACACACCUCUCAGAGAUGAGCCGAUCAGGGAACCAGGUGUCUGAAUAUAUUUCAAACACCUUCUUAGAUAAGCAGAAUGAUGUGGAAAUCCCAUCUCCCACCCAGAAAGACCGGGAGAAAAAGAAAAAGCAACAGCUCAUGACACAGAUAAGUGGAGUGAAGAAGCUGAUGCACAGUUCAAGCUUAAACAAUACAAGCAUCUCACGCUUUGGAGUCAACACAGAAAAUGAAGAUCACCUGGCCAAGGAGCUAGAAGAUCUGAAUAAAUGGGGAUUGAAUAUCUUCAAUGUGGCUGGAUAUUCACACAAUAGGCCUUUAACUUGCAUCAUGUAUGCUAUAUUCCAGGAAAGAGACCUCCUAAAGACAUUCAAAAUCUCAUCUGACACAUUUGUGACCUACAUGAUGACUUUGGAAGAUCAUUACCACUCUGAUGUGGCAUAUCAUAACAGCCUCCAUGCUGCUGAUGUGGCCCAGUCAACACACGUUCUUCUUUCAACACCAGCUUUAGAUGCUGUCUUCACAGAUCUAGAGAUUCUGGCUGCCAUUUUUGCAGCUGCCAUCCACGACGUGGAUCACCCUGGAGUCUCCAAUCAGUUCCUCAUCAACACAAAUUCAGAGCUUGCUCUGAUGUAUAAUGAUGAGUCUGUGUUGGAAAACCAUCACCUUGCUGUGGGUUUCAAACUGUUGCAAGAAGAACAUUGUGACAUCUUCCAGAAUCUCACCAAGAAGCAGCGUCAGACACUCAGGAAAAUGGUCAUUGACAUGGUGUUAGCAACUGAUAUGUCCAAACAUAUGAGCCUGCUGGCAGACCUGAAGACAAUGGUAGAAACAAAAAAAGUUACAAGUUCAGGUGUUCUUCUCUUGGACAACUACACUGAUCGUAUACAGGUCCUUCGCAACAUGGUACACUGUGCAGACCUGAGCAACCCCACCAAGUCCUUGGAGCUGUAUCGUCAAUGGACAGACCGCAUCAUGGAAGAAUUUUUCCAACAAGGAGACAAAGAGCGGGAGAGGGGGAUGGAGAUCAGCCCAAUGUGUGAUAAACACACAGCUUCUGUGGAAAAGUCCCAGGUUGGUUUCAUUGACUACAUUGUCCAUCCACUGUGGGAGACCUGGGCAGAUCUGGUGCAGCCUGAUGCUCAGGACAUCCUGGAUACACUAGAAGAUAACAGGAACUGGUAUCAGAGCAUGAUCCCUCAGAGUCCCUCUCCACCACUGGACGAGAGGAACAGAGACUGUCAGGGCCUCCUGGAGAAGUUUCAAUUUGAACUGACUCUGGAAGAGGAGGAUUCUGAAGGACCUGAGAAGGAGGGUGACGGCCACAGUUAUUUCAGCAGCACAAAGACACUUUGUGUGAUCGAUCCAGAAAAUAGGGAUUUGCUGGGAGAGACUGACGUAAACAUUGCGACAGAAGACAAGUCCCCAGUUGACACAUAAUCUCCCUCUUGCUGUGGAGAAGAACAUUCCAUCUUUGACAAGCAUGCCAACUAUGUGGUAGGGUCAGCCUGCCAUGGGGGCCAAGGCCUACACAGGAUAAGGGCCACCUGGCCUUUCAAGUUACUUGAGUUUGGAGACAGAAUGCAAGGUCAUGAAGCAAAUAGCAGCUCAGGAAAUUCCACACUUGACUUGCCUUGCUUGCAAGCAUGGUGGAGAGCUGAAGCUUCAUGUGGUAGUAGAGGCCAGUGUUGAUCACAACUAAGAUGGCUUGAAAAUGGAAGACACAAAACUGAGAGAUUUUUCUGCACUAAGUUUCAGGAACCUGUCCUUGCUAGUGAGUGAACUUACUAAUAACGUCAUUGAUAAACCUGCUCACCUGUCCCCUUGUCUGCCAACCUGUGUGCCUUUUUUGUAAAGCAUUUUCACGUCUUUAAAAAUGCCUGUUGAAUACCUAGAGUUAAGUAUCGACUUCUACACAGAUAAGAAUUUAAAGUUCACCCAAACUUUUUCGGCUUUCUGGGGAGUUAAAAAAAAAAAACAGGAAAGGAAACUGUCUUCCUUCUUUCUUGGGCAAUAUCUUUCACAUUACUACAGUUAAUUGCGAGCAGACAGAAAGGAUGCACUUCUAACCACACUGUGUUUCCUUCCCCUGUUGUCCAAUCCAAUUCCACAACUGGCCUUAUAAUUUAUCUCGCUUGCCUGCUUCCAACAGUAUCUCUUCUCGUCUAGAGUUUCCUUGUUGUUGCUGUAAACAGAAUAAAGUUGAACAAACUAAGGGGCAGGAAGGGUAGUUGUGUUGUUCACCGUGAAAGUCUGUGUCAUGCUCAGCUCAAAAGUCAGUGUGCCCUGAUCUGUACUAGAUGCGUGUGCCACUGCGAGUUGCAUGAUCCCUCGUCCUCCUUCUCCCCUCUUCACACAAAGACGCUGUUUCAAUUUAAUGCUGCCAUCUUCCUCUUGCACUGCCUUCUGCACUAACACCUCCAUUCCUGUUUAUAACCAUGUAUUUAUUACUUAAUGUACAUAAUGUAAUGUUUUGUAAGUUAUUAAUUUAUAUAUCUAACAUUGCCUGCCAAUGGUGGUGUUAAAUUUGUGUAGAAAACUCUGCGUAAGAGUUCAGAAUUUUUCUUGUAAGAUUUUGUAUUGUGUAUUAUAUAUAUAACCCAAACACUGCUUCAGAGAGAUGUAUGCCCUGCUCAGCAGUAAUGACUGGGGGCUUUUGUCCAGAGUUUGCCUUUUCCUUAAGUUGCUAAUGAUGCACAACCUCUUUAUGAACCGAUUUUGCAAACAGGAUUCUCACAUUAGAUACUAAAUGGUUUAUACUGAGCUUUUACUUUUAUAUAGUUUGAUAGGGAUAGUGGGCAAUGGGACAUAGUUUAUACCCAUGUUCCAUCCAAAUCUGUAUACGCAUGAGUUGGGUUCUAACUGGGUUCUAUUAUAAUUGUGACUUCGGUUCAAAAAGAAACACUACAUUUGCUCACAGAAAAUUUUACUGCAAGUUUGCAAACUACUGACUGAAGAGCUAGCCUCCUGCCUGCCAUGACGCAAGGAUGUCAUGUUCCCAUUCAUUAUAAAACAAUAAAGCAAUGUGAAUUUUUAUGAUAAAAUGUGAACUGAUGUAGUAUCUUAAGCAAAUGUGAAGCUUCUUCUGAUAACACUCGUUAGGCUUCUUCCUGGUGUCAGUUUCAGUUUGUAACAUAUGUUUCAUGCUUCAGUUCAGCAUUGUGACUCCAUAGAUAACGAAAGUGGCACAAUUGGGCAUGACCAAUAGGCUUGUGUGUCUAUGAACACUGCAUUGUUUCAGGUGGACAUUUUAUUUUCUCAAAUGUUUCUCACAAUGUAUGUUAUACUAUUAUAUAUUGUGUUCAAAUGCAUUCUUAAGAGACUUUUAUAUGAGGUAAAUAAACAAAAGCAUGAUUAAA